Molecule: messenger RNA, 3504 nt
Organism: Cherax quadricarinatus
Lineage: Eukaryota; Metazoa; Arthropoda; Malacostraca; Decapoda; Parastacidae
Source: RefSeq, a predicted model, not a curated record
AUGGCUAUAGAGACUUUGUCACAGCUCAUAACAGCCACAGGGACUUCACAUUACAGCACAACAGCAACAGAGGCUCCAUUUCAACAGCAACAGACUACUCCAUGUUAUGACAUAAAACAGCAACAGAGACCUCACAUUACAGCCCACAAACAUUUGCAAGCAGAGGACUUCACAAUAUACAGAUCACAUACAGCAACAGAAGACUUCACAUUAACAGAGCCCCAAAAACACAAACUAGCUUGCAGAUGCCCCUCAGUCUCACUUUUGAGGUAUUUUCGAAGUGAGGUCAAACCAUCCGGAAAAGAGAAGUCUUCAGACUCGAUGAAGAAGGAAAGUUCUGGUGACUCAGGAAACAGUGCCGAGGGCUCAACUAGUCCAGUUUUAAAAUCUUCUAUCCCAAGAAAGUCAUAUGAUGGUGCAGCCAGAGAUUUAGUCCUCAAAUCACGAAACUGUAAUUUCACCUCAGUUACUUUAGUGAAUAAACCGUCGACUAUUGUUUCUUUUCGACAUUCAACUCCGCCCACAUCAACAGCAUCAUUAAGGGAUCACAAUAAACAACUAACUGUGGGUGGGGACACAAGUGAGGAUGAAACUUCAGCUCAGAAAAUUGAUAGAUAUAAUUAUAAAAAAGACCAGAAAGGAAACACAAGCCAAGUAUCACUGAGAAAUUUUAAGAAAGACAUGGAUGACUCAAAUCGUAACUCCCCAAGAAAAGUCAUUAUGGGACCAUCUGAUGUCACCUCUGAUACAUCUCGGAAAAAAAUUAUGAGGCCAUCGGAUAUUCGGUCUCGUAUAUUGUCCAGACCACUUUUCGUUGAUGCUCCAAGUCCAGUUUCAAAGGAAGAUGAGGAAAGUAGCAAUACUGAGGUUGAUGAUGAUGAUGUGAUGAUGAUGAUGAGGAUGAUGAUGAUGAGUGAUGAUAAUGAUGAUGAAGAGAAUGAUAAUGGUGAGAAAGAUGAUGAUGAUUUAUCAUCUGACAGCCCCUUGGGUGGCAUGUCAGUGAAGAGGCUAGUCAACAAGAUGUCACCAACAACGAAGGCAGUAAAUAUCUCAGAUGCUGAACAGGACAGCCAGGAUGGGCCACUUGUUAGAAUGAAGGUUGUUAAACGUGCUCGACUUGUUUCCAGUGAUGAAGAUGAAGAUAUAACACCUCCAGCUAAAAAACAACAGCUAAAUGGCCACAAUAGUGCUUCAGAAGAUUCAUCUAGCAUGCCAGAUGAUGAAAUAAUUGAAAAAUUCAUUGAAAUGUGGGAGAAAGUGUAUCCAUAUAUGGAGAAAAUGGAAGUCUUGGAUGUAUAUAAGGAAAGUAAGUGGGAUGCACAGCUUACCAUGGCACAGUUGGAGAAAGUAAAUAGAAUACGAAAAGCAGAAAAGAAACUUCAAAAAAUUGAAGAGGUGAUUUCUAAGAAACAAAAGCAAGCUGAGAUACGGGAGGAAAAAAAGAAGCAGAAAGCAGCUGAGAAAGAAUUAGAAACAAUGGCAAGGACAGCAAUGAAGCAAAAGUUGAAAGCUCGAAAGGCUGCUUGGAAAGUGAAAGCAGUCAGAAGAACUGAUGAUCAAGACUUGGAAGAUGAGGAGGAUGACUUUCAUUUUGGAGGUUCAAAGGUGUAUGAUAGUGAGGAUGAAGACUCAGGUAGUGAAGAGGACCCCAAAAAAGCUGGAUACCGGCAACUUGAAGAGGAGGCUGGAGACAGUGGAGUUGUUGUGUUUGAGCUCAUUGUGUGUAGUGAAUAUUAUGCAGAGAACUAUGAACAUGGAAGGCAGAAAAUGUGGGGGAAGGGGGUCUAUAAGUUCCAGACUGAAAAAUUUAUCACCACCGACCUCUUAAAUAAUGCUAGGACAAUUUUACAUGUAAGAAGCACGAUACAGAAGCUUAUGAAAAAAUGUGAAAACAUAGCCAAAGAUAUGCAAAGCAUCGUAUCCAGAAUUGUUAGUGGGGAGGAAGAUGCAGGAAUCAGCAAACAGCCCGACAGUCUUAAUCCAGCGAUGCAGUUGAAAAGCUACCAGCUGAUUGGACUAAACUGGUUAGUGCUGAUGCAUGAGCAAGGGUUGAAUGGUGUUUUGGCUGAUGAGAUGGGGCUUGGUAAGACAGUUCAGGCAAUCUCAUUCCUGUCUCACAUCAAAGAAGUGGAGAAUCCUGACGAACUUAGUCUUAUUAUUGUUCCAUCAUCUACAUUAGACAAUUGGGCUCGAGAGCUUGAGUUGUGGUGCCCUUCUCUUGAAGUUCUGCAGUAUCAUGGAACUCAGGAUGAACGACGAGCAAUUAGGUGUGGCAUCAUGAACAAUAAUUUAGAGGAAGAGCCAGAUGUCAUCCUAACCACUUAUAACAUGGUCAGCACUAGCACAGAGGACAAAGCUCUUUUCAAAAAACUAAGGUUCCAUACUGUUGUUUUGGAUGAGGCACAUAUGCUUAAAAAUAUGGCUUCUCAGCGUUAUGAAAAUCUCAUGAAAAUUAAGGCCCAGCGUCGUGUUUUGUUGACUGGUACUCCUCUACAAAAUAACUUGGUGGAGCUUAUGUCCAUUCUUAUCUUCGUAAUGCCACAGUUGUUUGACAGUAAAAAAGAAGAAUUAAAAAGAGUAUUCUCCAUGUUUCCAAAAUCGGAUGGUGAGAGUAAAGGAAAGUUUGAACGAGAGAGGAUUCAGCAAGCCAAACGUAUAAUGAAGCCCUUCUUCUUAAGAAGAUUGAAAUGUGAUGUUUUAAAGGAUUUACCAGCCAAACAUGAUGAAGUUAUACGUGUUCCAAUGUCAAAACGCCAGCAGGAUAUAUACUCAGACACAGUGUCUGUGCUAAGUAAAAGAGCACAGCAGCAUGAAUUAGAGCUGGAGCAGCUAGAUUUAAAAGAGCUAACAGAAGUAGAUGAUCUGGAGGGUACCAGAACUACAGUAAAGAACAAGGACAGGGAUGGCAGUAGCAACAUGGUGACAACUCUUCGCAAGAUAGCCAACCAUCCCUUAUUAAUAAGAAAAUAUUAUGAUGAUGGUAAGGUAAAGGAGAUAGCCAAGAUUCUAAAGAAAACCACUCAUCGUGAGUCCGUAUUACAGUACAUUGUGGAGGAUAUCGCCGUCAUGUCAGAUUUUGAAAUACAUACUACUUGUGGCAUCUAUCAUUCCAUCAAGACUCACCGUCUGCCAGAUGAGAUGAUUCUUGACUCUGGAAAAUUUCAGCAACUAGACAUUCUACUACCAAAACUAAAGGAAGAAGGUUCCCGUGUAUUGAUAUUCUCUCAAUUUGUGAUACUUCUCAAUAUCCUAGAGCAAUACAUUAUUCUUCGAGGCCACAAAUACCUUAGAUUUGAUGGUACAACGUUAGUAACUGAGAGACAAGACUUGAUUGAUCAGUUCACAGAGGAAGAAGUCAUCUUUGUGUUUCUUCUAUCAACACGAGCAGGUGGUCGUAUUAAUCUCACAGCUGCGAAUACAGUUAUUAUUACGACAUAGAUUUCAAACCCUUAUAAUGAUUAAGGGCAAGCUGAAGAUAGAUGCCCUAGGUUGGAGACUAGGUAG